Molecule: messenger RNA, 1815 nt
Organism: Drosophila busckii
Lineage: Eukaryota; Metazoa; Arthropoda; Insecta; Diptera; Drosophilidae
Gene: SerRS
Product: serine--tRNA ligase, cytoplasmic
Exons: 1
Coding region: 83-1588 (501 amino acids)
Biological process (GO): seryl-tRNA aminoacylation
Cellular component (GO): cytosol
Molecular function (GO): serine-tRNA ligase activity; ATP binding; tRNA binding
Source: RefSeq, a predicted model, not a curated record
CUCGCCACGUUGUGUUAAACGCCGACAAAUAGCUGACGAAAUUCGCAGUGUAUAAUUGUUAUAAUUUAUAAUCUGCAUUAAAAUGGUGCUAGACCUGGAUUUGUUUCGCAGCGACAAGGGCGGCAACCCUGAUGCAGUCCGUGAGAAUCAAAAGAAGCGUUUUAAAGAUGUGGGACUUGUAGAGGCAGUCAUUGAAAAAGACACGGAAUGGCGACAGCGCCGUCAUCGAGCCGACAAUCUGAACAAGGUGAAAAAUGUCUGCAGCAAGGUAAUCGGUGAGAAAAUGAAGAAGAAGGAGCCCGUAGGCCCCGAGGGCGAGGAGGUGCCAGCUGCUAUACGAGUAGAUUUGACGCAAAUAACUGCGGAGACACUACAAGCGUUGACAGUGAAUCAGAUCAAACAGCUGCGCUUACUCAUCGAUGAUGCGAUGACGGACAAUCAAAAGUCUCUGGAGCUGGCUGAACAGACGCGCAAUACGGCACUGCGUGAGGUGGGCAAUCAUCUGCACGAUUCUGUGCCCGUGUCUAAUGACGAGGAGGAGAAUCGUGUUGAGCGAACCUUUGGGGACUGCGAGAAGCGCGGCAAGUACUCACAUGUGGAUCUAAUUGUGAUGAUCGAUGGCAUGAAUGCGGAGAAGGGCGCUGUCGUAUCUGGAGGACGUGGCUACUUCCUUACUGGCGCUGCUGUAUUUCUGGAGCAAGCGCUGAUUCAGCAUGCGCUUCAGCUGCUCUAUACGCGUGACUAUACUCCACUUUAUACGCCCUUCUUUAUGCGCAAAGAGGUGAUGCAAGAGGUGGCGCAGCUCUCUCAGUUCGACGAGGAGCUUUACAAAGUGGUUGGCAAGGGAAGCGAGCGUGCCGAAGAGUGUGGCACCGAUGAAAAGUACCUGAUAGCCACCUCGGAGCAGCCUAUUGCGGCGUAUCAUCGCGACGAGUGGCUGCCAGAGUCAUCGCUACCCAUUAAAUACGCCGGCUUGUCGACUUGCUUCCGCCAGGAGGUAGGCUCGCAUGGACGCGAUACUCGUGGCAUUUUCCGCGUGCACCAGUUUGAGAAGGUGGAACAGUUCGUACUGACUUCUCCACAUGACAACAAAUCGUGGGAGAUGAUGGACGAGAUGAUUGGCAACGCAGAGCAGUUCUGCCAAUCUCUGGGCAUACCAUAUCGCGUGGUUAACAUUGUUUCUGGAGCUCUCAAUCACGCCGCUUCCAAGAAACUCGAUCUGGAGGCCUGGUUUGGCGGCAGCGGUGCCUUCAGGGAGCUGGUUUCCUGCUCCAAUUGCCUAGACUACCAGGCUCGUCGCUUGCUGGUGCGCUACGGUCAGACCAAGAAGAUGAACGCGGCUGUGGACUAUGUGCACAUGCUUAAUGCUACAAUGUGCGCUGCUACUCGUGUUAUCUGCGCCAUUCUCGAGACGCACCAAACAGAAACGGGCGUCAAGGUGCCCGAGCCCCUCAAGAAGUAUAUGCCGGCGAAGUUCCAGGACGAGAUUCCUUUCGUUAAGCCAGCACCCAUUGAUCUGGAGCUUGCCGCUGCGGCCAAUCAAAAGGCCAAGAAGGAUAAGACCAAGAAGGAUCCAGCCGCUGCCUAAGCUGCACACGCUUCACUUUAAUCAAGACUCAGCAUUAAUCCUAGGCUUUCAACUCAACACUAAAUUUUGUUACUCUUAACGUAUAUUUAUGGCAUUUACUGUAACCGUUUUAUUGAAUAAAUCGGAAAAUUAGUUGCGCUUUGAAAACAUGUUCAGUUGCUUUAUUGUAGGAUGAAAGGAAAGGCUAAACCUUGUCUAAGCUGUUGCGAAUAAUGAAAAAUAUAAAA